GGUUCUUUCUUUUGCCUUCGCAUCCUAUAGCCUGUUUUCACAUGCUUUUGUAGCUAAAGACAAAAACCCAAUUCUCUCAGAAAAACAAUGACCAGUUGGCAAAAAAAGAAAGAAAAAGGUUCCUUGGUGUGAAACAGAAUGUGCAGCUCAGACCCCGCGCCCUCAGGGCCGGUCUUGCAGGUGGAGUUCUGCAGCUGGGCUGGGGCUGGGGCUGGGGUUUGGGAAGUUGCCGGCUUCAUGGGGAUCCGCUGGCCCCACCCACCGGCUGAAAGGCGAUCCGAGCUGUAGCGGAGCCGGAAGCUGGCUGCGGCUCCUUCCCAAGAUGGCCGCUCCCGGACGCACCGCGGGGGCCCUCCUGCUGCUGCUGCGCCUCAGCCUGGUGGCGGGUUAUCCCAGCGGCAGGGUGACGGAGUCCUGCGGGGACAUGGUCCCCCGACACGGCCACGCCCCGCGCCCCGACCCCGUCCACCGCGUGGCCGUGGCCCGGACGACAUUCAUGCCGGGAGACCAGAUCGAAGUUACGGUGUCGGGGCCGGAGUUUAAAGGCUUUCUCAUCGAGGCCCGGGAUGCUGAGGAUCUGAGCGGCGCUCCUGUGGGCUCCUUCACGCUGAUUGACAGCCAGGAGUCCCAGCUUCUGACUUGUGGAGAUAAGCAGGGGUCAGCGGUGAGCCACACCAGUGCGCACAAGAAGACAGAAGUGAGAGUCUACUGGGACGCCCCCGGCAGCGCCCCCAACCACGUGCAGUUCCUGGCCACGGUCCUGGAGAAGUAUAAAAGCUACUGGGUGAGGAUUCCUAGUCCUGUCAUUUCACAGCCAAAGGCCCCGCCCUUUUCAACACCUGGGACCACACCAGCGCCUUCGCCAGCCUCGCCUGCAGUCUCCCGCCUCACCAAAACAUUCAGCACCUCCGGCUGUGGGAGCAGGAAGUUCUGUGUGCGGAGCCCCUCGGCCUGCGACCCAGCGAAGGAGGCCGCCUGCCUCUUCCUGUCCUUCACGCGGGACGGCCAGUCGGUGACGGUGGAGAUGAGCGGCCCCAGCAAAGGCUACCUGUCCUUCGCGCUUUCCCACGACCGGUGGAUGGGCGACGAUGACGCUUACCUGUGUAUUCAUGAGGACCAGACCCUGAGCAUCCGACCUGCCCAUCUGACGGGGCGGAGCCACCCGGCCCUGGACUCCUGGGACGCCCUGGAGGACAUGGCCUGGAGGCUGGAGGAUGGCGGGAUGCAAUGUUCCUUCAGGAGAAACAUCACCCUUCCUGGCAUUGAGAAUAGAUUUGACCUAAACACAAGCUACUACAUAUUUCUAGCAACUGGUGCAGCCAAGGAUGGUCGAAUUUAUAGACACUCCCAGCAGCCUCUGAUUACAUAUGAAAAACAUGACGUGACAGGUGAUCCGCAGGACGUGGGAGCGUCUCGGGCCCCGCCCCUGCUGAGGGCUCACGGGGCCUUGAUGCUCGUGAGCUGGAUGACGACCGUCAGCGUGGGUGUCAUCGUUGCCCGGUUCUUCAAGCCCGUUCUGUCCAGGCCUUUCUUCGGCGAAGCCGCUUGGUUCCAGGUGCACCGGGCGCUCAUGCUAAUUACUUCCUCCCUCACCUGCAUUGCCUUCGUCCUGCCUUUCAUUUACCGAGGAGGCUGGAGUAGCCGUGCAGGUUACCACCCCUACCUCGGCUGCAUGGUGCUGGUCCUGGCGGUUCUGCAGCCCCUGCUGGCAGCCAUGAGGCCACCUCUACACGACCCCAGGAGGCACCUGUUUAACUGGACGCACUGGGGGAUGGGAACAGCUGCUAGAAUUGUGGCAGUGGCGGCGAUGUUCCUGGGGAUGGAUUUGCCGGGACUGGCCCUUCCCGGCCCGUGGAAGACCUACGUGAUGCUGGGGUUUGUCGCCUGGCACGUGGGGGCAGAGAUCGUGCUGGAGGUCCACGCGUACCGCCUCUCGCGCAAAGUUGAAAUACUGGAUGACACUAGAAUUCAGAUUAUGCAGACCUUUACCAUGGCUGAGGCAGAAGGCCAUGGCUUUAAGAAGGCGGUGCUAGCCGUGUAUGUCUGUGGGAACGUGACUUUUCUCGUCAUAUUCUUGUCUGCCGUCAGCCGUCUCUGAGCCUGCCACGGCCUUGCUGUGCCGGCCAGGUGACGGUCUCAUCGAGCCGAGGAAUGCGAGACCCACGCCACCUGCCGGGCGUGGGCAGGGAAUCCGAGUUGGAGACCAGGCCAUGCCCACGUGGGGUUCUGGUGGCUGGCCCUUAGGGUCCUGUGGACUGUGAUGUGCCGUCCAGCCUUUAGGUGCAGGUCCGAGUCUUAAAGGGAAGGUCGAGGAGAAGUGACCCUCAAAUAUUUCUCUUUUCUGCACCUUUUUAUUGAAUGUAUCGGGGUGACACUGGUUCAUGAAAGGAUACAGGUUCCAGGCGAAUAACUCCACACCCAUCAUCUAUACGCUGUCUGGUGUGUUCACCACCCCAAGUCAGGUCUCCUUCCAUCACCAUUGAUCCCCUGUCUCCCCUCCCCCACUUCCCUUCAGCCCCCUCCAGUAUUUCUAUGCUGAGAUUUUAAGAAUGUUAGAAUUUAGGAAUGUAAACAAGAACUAUUUGGAAAAUAAAGGAUGACGUUAGGAUGGAAAGGGGAGGAGAGGUACUAUAUUGGGGCUCUGGAAGUACUUUAGGUCUUUUAAGACAUCUACAGGGUGUCCCCAAAAAUGAGUACACACUUUAACAGCUGAUAGGUCAAUUUUAAAAAUAGGAUGUAUUUUAAUAAACAUUGCCUUUAUAAUUAUUCAAAGUGUGUAUACAUUUUUGGGGGGACACCCUGUAUUUUUACUAGUUUAUCUCAAUGGUCUUUUUUCCUAGGGCUUUUUGGGAAACUGUAUUUUUCAGUCCUGUUUUGGGGACUCAUUCCUUGCUCUGUGUAUCUUGUUUCUUUGGUAAAGGUGGAAAUGGGGCUGACCCAUGGUAAGUGUUAACAUUGAAACAUAUUACGGAUAUUAUAAUGUCUUCCCUAGCUGUGAAGUGUGAGUGUGCAUCUUCUGCUUAAGAACUGCCUUUAUAUUUUCAGCAACAGAGCUGAUGGCUUUUUAUAUGCUGGUGUUUUGACAAUAAGAUUUGAAUCCGACAGCCUUUGGAGAUUGUAGACUCGAAUUUCAAAACGAAUAAAGCUCACCCUUGUGGACACAUCGAAGUUCCUCUCUUGCCGUGUGGCUUCUGCUCUGCUGGGAGCUCCUGGUGCGCUAAUGAGCUGGAAUCAUCAGUUAUCGUCCUGUCCUUCCUGCUGUAAUCAUUCUCCUAUUUGGGGCUGGGUUUUACACCUGCCAUGAGGACUCCUAGCCAGUGGGGGGCGCCAUAUACCAAAGUACAGCUUGGUUCCUGCCUCCUUGGGCCAAGAUCCCUUUUCAGAACUUAGAUAACAUCAUGGAUGUAUUUUCCUUAAAAUCCACCGACUCUAUCUUCAUUUGAAAAAAAUCCUGCCUUUUUUUGGUCGGGUGGGGGAGGGUCGGUAUUUUGCGUCAGAAACUGAAAUUAAGUCCAUUGUUUCAUUUGAUUUUUCUUCCCUGUGAUUAUCUGUAACAACAGUUUGAUAUGUCCCUUUACAGUCCUCUGACCCUGUGGCCGAUGAACACAGCGAUCUUCGGCACAGGACACAAGCACCGUGGACACUCUCAAAAUAAUAAGAGUGCAGGGCGCACAGUUCACUUCUGUAGCUGUUCUGGUUACGUUACCGUUUCUGGUUGGCCCGAGGCCCUGACUUCUAUCGGGGGUAAGGCAGCCUCGGCCAUGUGUCCGGCGCCUCUGACUGGGUGAAGUGAUGGGGAGGUGUGUUUUUCUUCCUUUUAGUGGAGUUUCUCACAAGCAGCGUAGGGGUGAGAUGUGGCUUUCCCGUAAGUGCCCGGCUACUCACAGCCUAACCCUUCCUUUUGCAUGUAUGUUGAAAAAUAAAUUUUUUAAGCCUAGAAAAUGAAAUGUAUACUAAACUGGUUUUCACCAGUUUUCACCUCUAAAGGGCGUAAAGGCUAGGGAAUUUCUCUCGGUCGGUUCUGUUCUGCAUGUGACAGGGAAGGAUUCUCUGAAGGGAAAGGGGGACCUCGGUGUGUUUGGUUUUCAGUAUGUGAACUUGCUCAUGUUCAGUUUUUCUACUUCCCGGAUUCAUCUGUGGGCGCUCUUUGGAUAUGGCAUUGAUCGAUGGAGAGUUGCCCAACGAAGUUUUUGUCAUUUAAUCUUAAUUGAUGAAACUUUUUCAGUAAUACCAAGUCAGGAUGCUUCUGCUAUGAAUGGUAAGAAGGAACUCUUACAACAGCAACAGCAUGGAGGCACCUGGAGGGUGUGAUGCUGAGUGAAAUCAGCCAGUCAGAGAGAGGCAAGUGUCACAUGAUCCCACCCACGUGUGGAAUCUAAUGAACAAAAUACACGGAUGAACAAAAUGGAUCCAGAGACACAGAACCAUGAACAGACGGAUGCACUUCAGAGGGAAGGUGGGGGUGGGGUAGUGGGGGGAGAGUUUACCCGUGGAACUUGUAUGCGUAACAGCAAACAAAGUGGACAUCUGCCACACUUUCAACAAUAAAGAUAAAUUUAAAAAAAA
This is a messenger RNA of Myotis davidii, 4566 nucleotides long. RefSeq names its product ferric chelate reductase 1 (gene FRRS1). The transcript is spliced from 16 exons. Gene Ontology annotation, molecular function: oxidoreductase activity, acting on metal ions. The coding region runs from base 323 to 2098 and encodes 591 amino acids. The record is from RefSeq and is a predicted model, not a curated record. Lineage: Eukaryota; Metazoa; Chordata; Mammalia; Chiroptera; Vespertilionidae.